AUGAACAGCGGAGUUCAAAUUCCUGUGCAAUUUCACGAUUCUGACUUCCGAGAAGUGCAAAUUCAAGACCAAUCUGAAAAUCCAAAGUCUCCUUUCAUAAUGAUACCUGCAGGGUCAAGACCAGGAGGGUUUCAGCCGAUCGCUCUUUCACAGCUCGAUUCUGUUCCUCCAAUUGUAUCCCCACUAGAUCCAAAAGAUAUAAAAUAUCGAACCGUUCUUAAGCAUUCUAAAAGAAUGCGCCUACUCACAAUACUUGAUAUGAUUCUUUGUCUUCUUUACUUGCUGAUUGGUCAAUACAUCCUUUUGUUUUUAGCUUUCUUUGCACUUUUAGGCUUUUUUUCAUCAUUUAAGCUUAGCAGAGGUUUAUUGAUGUCAUACAUCAUUACAUUGAUCUUUAUCAUGAUUUUAAAAAUUUUAUUAGCUGCUGAAGGAGGUGCAGUUGCUGCUGUGCUGAUGAUACUUUAUUUUGUAGUGGAAGCUAUUAUUUUAUAUUUUGCUAUUAAAUUUUUUAAGCUGCUAGGGACAUUAGAGCCUCAAGAAAGACUAGAGUUAUUGAUGCUACAAAACGGCCCAGUUAGCUCAAAUCAAGGGAUCACAAGAAGUGAAGCAGCACAACCUGUUCAGAUCCCAAUAGGAAGGCCAUUAAAUGAACAAGUUCCAGAUAACAGCCCUCAGCUAACACCAGAUUUUGCAGCACCAAAGUUCACCAACUUGCAGCCUGUUCAAGCAGAAUUCCCAAGCUUGCCAAAUUAUUCUGAAGCUGAAGAGUUGCAUGUGAAGCCACUGACCCCAAGUGACAGAUUAGAAUAA
Blepharisma stoltei is the source of this 810-nucleotide messenger RNA. The record is from the annotation of a GenBank genome assembly. Lineage: Eukaryota; Ciliophora; Heterotrichea; Heterotrichida; Blepharismidae.